CACGCUGCUCGACGGCAAACACCCGCGGUCGCUUAUUUGUUUGCAUUCUUCGGCGAGUUAUUACAUCUGGAAGUCUUUGAUGUUGUGAUUGCAUCCCUCCUGGAAGAUCCUCCCCGCUCGCGUUUGUGUUUUUAAGCUCGCAUCCUUUAUGCACAGCACGCUGCUCCAGCCCUGCAAGAGAACACAGGCACCCGUGUCGGAGCAGCAUGGCUUCCUGAGCGAGAUGGAGGCGAAGCAGCACUCGAUCAAGAGCCUGAAGAGCUAUCCGGAGGCCGGGGGCCGGAGUCUGGCAGCGGCGGCGGGUGGGGACGGCGGUGGCGGCGUAGGGUAUCGCGUCGGCGGCGCGGAGAUGGACAUGGAGGCGAAAAUACAGAAGGCGAUUGACUUCAAACUGGAGGGUCACCGAUGCUACAAGGAGAAGAAAUUCCGGGAAGCGAUUGGGAAGUAUCACAGGGCGCUUCUGCAGCUGAAAGGGAUCCACGUCGUCGACGGGACCACGGGAUCCGAGGUGAAUCUCCUGAAUCAAGCAGCGGCCAAGCUGACGGAGGAGCAGCGGCGAGCGGUGGAGAGCACCGAGAUCGAGUGCUACGACAGCCUGACAGCAUGUUUGCUGCAGUCAGAGUUGGUGAAUUAUGAGCGGGUGAAGGAAUAUUGUUUGAAGGUCCUCGGACACCAGCAGGAUCACUUUAAGGCCAUGUAUCGAGCUGGGAUUGCCUUCUAUCACCUGGGGGACUAUGAGUGUGCCCUGCGUUACCUACGUGAUGCCAAGUGCCGUGAACCCACAGACACAAACGUGUUGCGAUACAUCCAGCUGACGGAGAUGAAGAUGAGUAAGAGCGUUCAGCAGGUGCGUGAGAGUGGGAAAGAGUCAUUGGGUUAAUUCAGCCUGACGCCCAUUCAUGCCACGUCCAAACCUUGAUAGAAACCCUCUCUCUUCAAAUCUUUGCCCCUUUUUCCCCCGUUCUUUGGACAACAAGGCUCCGUGUGCUGCGUCGCUCUCUGAAAGUAACUGGAAACAGGCACACCAACAGCACAGACUUGCUCUGAGAUCUAUCUGUCCCUUUAAAUCCAACGUCCCCGGUGCUUUUCUUUUCCCAGGUAUUGAGAAUCUGACUGACGAACGAAGAACACGGAAGCGGCGAAAGAAGAAACGCUGUAUUAUAAUCAUAUAAACAAUGGGGGUGUGACAUUACAAUUUAAAGCUACACGAGCGAAAAAGGAUAUUAAAAAUGUGUGUAUGUGUUUAAGGAAAAACAUGGGUGGGUGUAUUGAGUAUGUAGGAAGAGAAAUAGAGCGAAAGCACACGUAUCAAAGCCACACGGCUAUUUGAGUGUCGAUAA
This is a messenger RNA of Danio rerio (zebrafish), 1340 nucleotides long. RefSeq names its product tetratricopeptide repeat domain 9B (gene ttc9b). The record is from RefSeq and is marked provisional. Lineage: Eukaryota; Metazoa; Chordata; Actinopteri; Cypriniformes; Danionidae.